This is a messenger RNA of Drosophila busckii, 4794 nucleotides long. RefSeq names its product CD109 antigen (gene Tep2). The record is from RefSeq and is a predicted model, not a curated record. Gene Ontology annotation, cellular component: extracellular region. The transcript has 11 exons. Bases 237 to 4646 code for a protein of 1469 amino acids. Lineage: Eukaryota; Metazoa; Arthropoda; Insecta; Diptera; Drosophilidae. Gene Ontology annotation, molecular function: endopeptidase inhibitor activity.
GCGAUCAGUGCCCAUCGAAACGUUUCGUUGCGGUCGAUUUCAAGAAUCAAAGCGAAUUUUCAUCUUUAUUUUGUGCCGUUAUUUCUGUGUGUGUGUGUGUCUGGAUGAUAGUGAAAAACAAAGCAAGCAAAUAAAGACACUGUGAAUCAUUAAACUUUAUUUUACAAGUUGUGAAGUGAACUUUAGUUGAUUACAAUUAUGAACUAAAAGCCAAGUCGUGUCAAAAAAUUAAAAAUAUGAAUAUAAACAAAACGCAAAUUAUGUCGCGCUCUUUAGUUUUUGUGUUGUGCCUGCUACAAUUGGCAUUGCUUAUAGCUGCCAACGACUACUAUUCGGUUGUCGGACCUGGAACAAUACGCUCUAAUUCCAAAUACAAUGUGGCGGUGACGAUGCAUAAAGCCAGAAGUAUUUUAGCUAAGUUAGUUCGACAGAACUUAAUAGAUGUGAGCAUUUCUGGACCCUCCUUCAAUGAGACCAAACGUGUUGAGGUGGGACACGAUUCCACCGAGAUUGUGGAAUUCGAUGUGCCGACGUUAGCUAAGGGAGAGUAUAAUCUGACAGCUGUCGGCGUUGAGGGCGUCAUCUUUAGGAACUCAACCACACUAAAUGUGGCGGACAACAAUCCAUUGAUAUUCAUACAAACCGAUAAGGCAAUUUACAAGCCUGGGGAUCGAGUGCAAUACCGAGUGUUGUUUUUGAAUGAGAGCACACGACCAGCAGUCGUUGAUGAGCCCAUAACCGUUACUAUUAUUGAUCAAGGAGGAAAUCGGGUGAAACAGGUGGCAAAUAUAACGCUCACCAAAGGAGUUUAUGCGGGACAGUUGUCAUUGACUGCUGAGCCAAUGUUUGGUAAGUGGGUAAUAAAAGUGACUGUGGCAGGUGCUACCAAGUUCUUUGAGGUGGCCAAGUAUGUCCUGCCGAAAUUUGAGGUAAAAAUCGAGGCUAUGAGGGAUAUUGCCGUACAGGAUGGUGUUAUCAGGGCUAUAGUGCGGGCCCAGCACACCCAUGGCCAGCCAUUGAAGGGCACUGCUAACGUCUCUAUAUCUCCAAGCUAUAAUUCCUUUAGGCCUAGUGAGAGUGCUAUAAAUCAGCAGAAAACAAUUGAAAUCGUUGGGAAGGGUGAGGUGGAGUUCGUCAUUGACGCCAAAGAUUUCAGUGGACAUUAUACCCCGCCUUUGAUGAUAUUUGCCGAAGUAACUGAGACACUUACAGGCAACAAACAAAAUGCUUCCGUCAUAAUUAAUGUGCACUUGCAGCGCCUUAACCUAGAGGCUAUUAAUAAUAAAGCUACCUAUCGUCCUGGUCAGCCUUUUAUCUAUGAGUUUGUGGUUAAGAACUUAGAUGGCUCGCCUGUGCAGGAUAACGUAACAAUAGCUAAGCUUAUUUUUGAGCCACCAAACAAAUUUUUCAAUGAAGACGCAACUGCUCAACCCGAUAAGGACACGUUGCAAUUUGAGGCCACAUUAAAUAAACAUGGCAUUGCUAGAUUUAAUAUCUCGCUAGCUGCGAACGAGGAUCGAUUCUUCAGUGUUAAAGCUGCUUUUGCUAACUCGAGCGCUUAUCUGGGUUCAAUUGCCAACUUUCGGCCUGAUAUUGAUAGCGACGAGCCGCUGUUGAUACAAGUUAAGACCGAGAAACCCAAGUUGGAAGAAGAUGUUGAAAUUGAAGUAAAGUCUGAUGAGAACAUACCCUAUAUUGUUUACACAAUUGUUGCUCGCGGUAAUAUUGUUAAGACUGAACAUGUCCGAGUCAGUAGAAUUUUAACUAAACAUAAGAGUUACACUUUCAAACUGACACCCACCUUUGCUAUGGUGCCGCAAGCCUCAAUCUAUGUAUUCUAUAUUCUAAAUGAUGAUUUGCAUUUCGUGGAGGAGACGAUACAUUUUGAAAAACAACUGGAAAAUUCGAUUAAAAUCACAGCUCCGAUUGAGGUUGAGCCCAAUCAAGAAGUUAAGUUGCAAAUUAAAACCGAGGCGGACUCGUUUGUUGGCCUGCUUGCUGUGGACCAAAGUGUUUUAUUGCUCAAGGCUGGUAAUGACUUGGCUCGUGAUAGUAUUUUCAAUGGUCUCGAUAAGUACAAGACAACAACACCGUGGCAACAAGGUUAUGGACGCUAUCCAGGACAAGCAUCUGGUUUGGUAACAUUAACAAAUGCUCAUUAUCCGUAUAAUUCGGUUAAGCGAGUUGUAAUUGAUGAUGGAGGUGAUCUAGGCUUUGAUACCGUCGAUGGUAGAGUUCCGAGCAAAUCUUAUCGUAAGAAUUUUGCAGAGGUCUGGAUAUUUGAAGGUGGCAAUUUGAGGUGGGCUAUUGCUAUUACAAAAAAACUGGACUCAGGCCUUAUACCUAUUAUGAAAGUCAGUGGGGAUAGCAAAAACAACACGACAAAAAUCAAGUCCACUCAAAAUCAUACUAAUUCCAAACCCCAAUCGACCGAAGAAUCUAUUUCUGGCGUACAGCAAACUGUAAUUGAAACUUGGAUUUAUGCAGAAAAUUUAACAAAAAAUGCAGAUGGAAAUAUUUUCGAAUUGACUAAAAAAGCACCGGAUACUUUGACGUCUUGGGUUGUCACUGGCUUUGCACUGAGCCCUAACAAGGGAUUGGCUUUAACUGAAGAGCCAAGUCUAGUACGGGUCUUCAAGCCUUUUUUCAUCGCUUUGAAUUCGCCUGACUCUAUGACAUUAGGCAAGAAUAUAGCAGGGCGAGGUUGUUUCGUACCAAUUGAGUUCCGCGGAGGUUCUACAAAUCAUGUUACAAAGAGGCAAGCUGACCAGGGACGAUAUGUUAGAAAUAUAAGCAUUCCGGCUAAUAGCGGCAAUUCAGUUUCCUUCAUGAUACGUCCCAUCAGUGCUGGUGCAUCAACAUUGAAUAUAGGAGCCUUGUCGCCUGCAGCAGGUGAUAGCAUAUCUAGGCCCAUAAGAGUGCAGCCGACUGGCGAGCUACAUAGAGAAAACAGAGAAGUUCUUUUAAUUCUUGAAGAAAGUGUGGAAGUAAGUCAAGAGCUAUGGAUCGAAGUGCCCGGGCAGACUACUAUGGACUAUAUUGAAAUUUGUGUUAUGGGUGAUAUCUUGGGUCCCGUAUUUGGGAAUUUAAGAAGGUUGUUAGAUUAUGAUCAUAACGCGUGCGGUGAGCAAAACAUGAUUAACUUUGUACCCAACAUUAUGGUUCUCCAAUACUUGGAUGCAACAGAUAAAAAUAUGCCUAAUCUGAAGAGUGAUGCUGAGUAUUAUAUGGAAUUGGGCUAUCAACAUGAACUGACAUAUAAGUUAUCUAAUGGUGCCUAUAGCCUGUGGGGACCUAAAAAUGAUGGCCCCGGCUCAACUUGGUUGACUGCUUAUGUGAUGCAGUCUUUUCACCAAGCAAAGCCUUACACCUAUGUCGAUCCCAAUACUUUAUGGGAAGGUCUUAAUUUCCUGCGUGAGCAACAAGUUGAUUACCAUGGAUCCUUCCAGGAAGAUGGCAAAAAUAACGACUUCAGCCCUGGGAGUCAUCUUGCGCUUGCUUCCUUUGUACUGCUCGCCUUCUUGGAAAAUGAGGAAUUUUAUAGUGAGUUUCAGCAAACUAUUGAAAAUGGGGUGCGAUAUGUGGCUACCGGUGCUUAUGAUGACCAAUAUGAUGAUCUGCACUCACAAAUGCUUGCUGCAAAUGUGUUGGGCAGGGCAGGGCAUUCAGAAUUAGGACAAAUCAUGGAGAAGCUGUUGGCAAGAGCCCGAAAAUCUGAUGAACAAAUGUGGUGGGUCCCGGAGGGAUCAGGCAGCACUGCUAUCCAGUGUACUGCAUAUGGGUUGAUGGCGCUACUGGAUUAUAAGCAUGCGCAAGAAUCAUUGCCCAUUGUUAAGUGGCUGGUGGGUCAGCGCAAUAGCUUUGGUGGUUAUGAUAACUCUCUAGACACGGUCUUAGCUCUGCAAGCGCUUACAAAGUUUGCGAUUAAGACAGGUGCAUCUGACAACACAGUGAUUGAGUAUACUACCGACGGUAAUUUGGAGUCGAAGGCGACACUUAUUGUAAACCCAGAUGGAGAUGCCAGACAAUGUCAAAGUCUGGAAAGCAACACACGCGUUGUUCAGUUUUAUGCCGCACAAAAGGGAAUGGCCAUACUGCAGCUACAUUAUCAGUAUUAUGCUCAUCCGUUUAAUAAUAAAAAGAAACGUCAAGCUACAAACUCAACGGGGCAUCACUACGAAAAAAAGCCAAGUUUUAAGAUAACGCCCAAUGUCAAAGAUACACCGGCGCAUCUGCUUGAGCUUGAGAUCUGCGCCGAAUAUGCACCUCCGGGGUGUUCUAACCAGACCAAAAACUCCUUUAUGGUGGUUAUGGAGGUAUCAAUGCCAUCGGGCUUUGUUGGCGAAGUGGACAGCUUUGAUAAAAUGUUGGCGCUCCGCGACGUCAAUCAUGUUGAAACUAAGGAAAAGGGCACAAAGGUGGUUAUUUAUUUUGGUCCCCUGAAGCCGGGAGUAGUCCUGUGCGUGCCCGUGGAAGGUGCUCGUGCACAUUUGGUGGCUGAACCGAAACCAGCUCGUAUUUUAAUGUACGAUUACUACCAGACCGAACAUAGAGCCACUGAGUAUUACGAGAUCAGUACCUCAUUCUGUGACAUUUGUGAGGGAGCAGAGUGUGGAUCGGAUUGUGACAAAAAGCAGUCAACUUAAUUACAAAAUACAAAAAUAUUUAGUUGAACAUUUAUCUAACGUUUAAUUGCACACCUAAAAUAAAGCCGUUGCUUUGCAAACAUUUUAUUUAUUUAUUUCGAAAAUGUAUUCGGUUUACUCUCACCAUCAAUUAAACUAAACAAAAGAA